Molecule: messenger RNA, 330 nt
Organism: Hydatigera taeniaeformis
Lineage: Eukaryota; Metazoa; Platyhelminthes; Cestoda; Cyclophyllidea; Taeniidae
Source: the annotation of a GenBank genome assembly
AUGAAUCAGCGCCACCUUACGAUUGGGGUCCACGGGAGUUGGAGGUGCGCAUUCAGUUGGGAGGUGGAUGAGGAGUUGCACCGCGUCAGGAUGGGCUUUGUAGAGUGGAGUUGCCAAAUGAAUCGGCUUCAUCAGUGCACCACUCAACCGACGGAGGAGGACAAUAUGAGGGAAUCGGAGACGGUGAGAGUUGAUGGCAUGCGAUGGGUGAUGGAGUGGAUGCAUCGAGGGGUGGAGCAGAGGUGGUGCAUCAUCGAAUCACCACAGAAACUGCAGUGUUGUUGCAAUGUGAUGGAGGACCGUUGCUGGACAUUGGAGCGCUUGCGGUGA